This is a messenger RNA of Homarus americanus (American lobster), 585 nucleotides long. RefSeq names its product sialidase-like. The coding region runs from base 1 to 585 and encodes 194 amino acids. The transcript has a single exon. The record is from RefSeq and is a predicted model, not a curated record. Lineage: Eukaryota; Metazoa; Arthropoda; Malacostraca; Decapoda; Nephropidae.
AUGGAGACUUGUGGCGGGUCGGUCACGUCUCUGCCCAAGGCAACUCAGCUCACAGCCCCCACUCAGAGCCCCCGACCUCCCCAGCUCACAGUCCCACACGACCUCUCAGCUCACAGCCCCACUCCAAGAGCCCCCGGCCUCCCCAGCUCACAGCCCCACUCCAGAGCCCCGACCUCCUCAGCUCACAGCCCCCCUCAGAGCCCCACGACCUCCUCAGCUCACAGUCCACACGACCGCCUCAGCUCACAGCCCACGACCUUCUCAGCUCACAGCCCACACGACCUCCUCAGCUCACAGCCCCACGACCUCCUCAGCUCAGCCCCACACGACCUCCUCAGCUCACAGCACGACCUCCUCAGCUCACAGCCCACGACCUCCUCAGCUCACAGCCCACGACCUCCCUCAGCUCACAGCCCCACGACCUCCUCAGCUCACAGCCCCACGACCUCCUCAGCUCACAGCCCACGACCUCCUCAGCUCACAGCCCCACACGACCUCCUCAGCUCACAGCCCCACGACCUCCUCAGCUCAGGCCCACGACCUCCUCAGGCUCACAGCCCCACACGACCUUCUCUGUUUACUUAA